CCCGUCAUCACCACCGUUGAGACGCCCACAUUUAAGUAGCCGAUCCUGCAAUUUCCACCGCCUCUUCUCUGCACGUCGUCACUCUUCCCCUCCGCCUAAGAUCCUAAACCUAACCAGCGGCCUCUCCUCUCCCCUUCCGAGCUCGCCCGCCAAUGGCAACCAUCCUUUCCGCUCCCACUCCAUCUUCCCCAAGUCCCUCGCCGCCGCCCCCUUGCUCCGCUCCAUCUCCGCCUUCCCUUUCCUCUCCCAGGAGCCCCAGCUACAGGAACCACCGCCUCCGACUCUCCCACAGCUGCCCCGCUCCCCUCAACCCCGCCACUGGGAGCCCCUUCUACCAAGAGAACUGGCGGAACCUGACGCCCGCACCCGGUGUCGGUCCUUUCGUCGGCGGCCGGUCGCUCGUCCCCAUGGGACUCCCCGCGACAGCCCGGACGAUGGCCUUCUCCAAGACCCUCGAUGUAUUCAGCCUCAUGAACGUCUUCGCUGACUGGAUGACGUCGCAGCGCUGGUCCGAUCUCAAGCAGCUGUUCGAGUUCUAGAUCCGCUUACCGGACGCCUCCGGCGUGCCCAAUAAGCCCGACGUUCAUCUCUUCAAUCACUACCUCAGGGCUAAUCUGAUGAUGUGGAGCCUUUGCAUCUGGUGCCUCAGAUGCAGGAGUACCAGAUUGCGCCCAACACGGCAUCAUAUAACUUGGUGCUGAAGGCUAUGUUUCAGGCGCGGGAGAGUGAGGAAGCGGAGAAGUUGGUUGACCGACAACAGAUCAAAACAAAGCCCUAUGCCCAAGCUGGAAUUUGUGUAACUAUAUUGCAGAUGUUGCUUUGCAAGCAGAUCAUAUCAAAUUGGUUUAUUUCUCCUUGGAAUAUCUGGCUCGAUGGAUUGCUUGUGGUGAAAACGCUAGACCACCAUUUCUUCUUUCAGCAGAGGAAGGCUUAGUUGUCUCAGCAGUUGGCACUGCAGGUGUACAUUCAGUUGGAGAAUUUGAGCCGUGCACACCCCCUUUACAAGUCUGUUGCUGCUCUCAACUGUGUGAUCUUAGGUUGUGCAAGCAUAUGGGAUCUUGAUCUAGCAUAUGAGACUUUUGAGGCCAUCAGUGAAAAGAUCGGAAUGACACCUGAUGUUCAUUCUUAUAAUGCUUUGAUGUGUGUGUUUGGAAAGCUUAGAAAGACCACUGAAGCUUGCAAAGUGUUUGAGCAUUUAGUGAGGUUGGGCGUGAAACCAAAUGCAACAACAUAUUCAGUGCUUGUUGAUGCUCAUCUUGUCAUUCGAGAUUCAAAAACUGUUCUGUCAGUAAUCGAUGAUAUGGUCGAGGCAGGUUUUACUCCAAAGGAAACACGAAAAAAGGUCCAAAGAUGCUGUUCACAAGAAUUAGAUUUUGAUAGUGAUGAAAGGGUACAAUCUCUUGCUCAAAGAUUCAAGUAUAAAAUGGGUGGUGAAUUACGUCGAGAGAUGCUUUAUAAUCUGGAGCACAGCAGUAUGAGGUUUCUUGCUGGACAGGUUUCUUGGCUGGUUGAGGAAAAGAGCAGCAUCUUGUUACAUUGCUUUCAGUUGGAUGGGUGUCUAUUCUGCCUCAGUAAAGGGGCUCAGUUGGUGCUGGUGGAUCACAAUGAGCUGCGUUCUUUCUUCUCUAUUGCAGUUCAAUUGGGAGAGCCCAAUUCCGACUACAACUGGGUGUACACAAGCCCAAAAAGAAAAGGUAUUCUAACUUAUCACAAACUUAAUUUGGGUUUUUAUUUUCUAUGCAUUGCCAUUCUAAACUUGGUUAAUGGUUAUUUUAAUUCGAUAUAAGUGAAUUAGGCAGGCAUAGAUUCAACUUCUUGACCUCAGAAGUACUUAUCUAUUUAGUUCUUCCAUUAAAAAGUAUGGGGUUAUUAAUUGUUAUUUCAUUUGAUGCCGAGUAAUUAACAGACAUAUUAAUUGAGAACAACAUUAUUGUAGUUUUUAAUUUCAUCACCAAAUGUAGUACAUAAAUUAUCGGAUUUGGGCCUGUUUAUGUAACUGGUCAAAUGGGAGCUCCAAUGACCCGAACUCCUCAUUUGGAAAUGAAUCGAGUCCUGACAACUGGUCAACCUUUGAGGAUCUAAUUUCUCAUGAUUGACUGCUGACAGCUGCCACCCCCAUGAAAAUGAAUCGAGUCCACUGUGUUGCUUUUGGAACAUUAAUUUAAGGUGUCGAGCUGUAAUUCUUUUCUGAAAGGGAAAAGAAUGUGCAAUCUCCAGUUUACUUGGAGUGUCCUUUUACUCAUUCCACCACAAGCGGUCUCCCUGACGCACAUACUUCGCUGUCUCAAUGGUAAGUGACUCAUUCCCUUUUCGAACAUUAAAUUACAUAUGCCAAGUGAUCUUGUGGCAUCUCUCUCCUGUCUCCAUAGUACACGAAAAGACAAGGAUCUCUUGAGGUAACCCAGGAACAUUCCAACGAGGGGAUAUUGACGGGAACAGCGCCAGUCAGAGGAGCGUGACGUGAUACGAACUACAUGCUUCCACUGGCUGCACAAUUCAUGGGGACGCAGUGCUUCCUCUUGUCAGCAGCUGCAUGGCAACAGUUCUUGGCCACCACAGCAACCUUGAAACUGGCAUUCGGAUAUGGUUAUGGGUUUGAGGUUUGUUUUCUUAUGCUCUCCUUAACAGGACGCAGCUUUUUAUGUUGAUGUGCCUCUCUUGCUUUGGGACUCUUGGGACGCAAGGACUAGUAAUGUUGGACCAAAGUGUUUUGGGGAUUCGCUGAAUCCCACCAACCAAUGAGAAAAAAAAGUGUAUGCAUAUCAGUUUGCAAGUGUUUUGUUUCA
Musa acuminata AAA Group (dessert banana) is the source of this 2786-nucleotide messenger RNA. Its product is annotated as pentatricopeptide repeat-containing protein At1g26460, mitochondrial-like. The record is from RefSeq and is a predicted model, not a curated record. Gene Ontology annotation, molecular function: protein binding. Bases 1106 to 1786 code for a protein of 226 amino acids. The transcript has 7 exons. Lineage: Eukaryota; Viridiplantae; Streptophyta; Magnoliopsida; Zingiberales; Musaceae.